AUGGACCAAGGCCAUUAUUCCGCUGCACGUCAUGCCGCUGCCGCCGGUGCUGCCGUCUACUCGCCCCCGUCUGGCCACCCACACGCCUACCAACACCCACACUCACACUCACAUCCGCCCGUCAACCCUCGUUCGCCCCAGGGUCAGCCACAGUAUUACCAGAUGAAUUCUGUGAGCCCAUCCAUACCGGGUCAUUCUAUGGCAAGCCCGCGUGUUCUGCCCAACUCAGAUCUCAUGCCCGGCGCGCAAUCGCCGGGAUCAGCAACGUCCACUGCUGUCCCGGGUAAGACGGGAAUGCCCGCUGGCGCCGUCUCCCCUGGGGCAACGCCUAGCCCCGCCUCAAAACCCAUUCGGCGUCGAAUGCGCAUGAUUACGUCCUGCCUCGAAUGUCGUCGACGAAAGCUAAAGUGCAACAAGUCGCAGCCAUGCGUCAACUGCAUGAAGUUCUCGCGUGAUUGUGUCUAUCUGAGCCCCAAACUUGACGAGGCCAGCCAGUUACGCUUGACUGAAAUCAAGGAAAAAGUUGGCUCCCUGGAGCGUCAGCUGGAGCGCGAUGUCGCCAAGACCACCUCUCGCGCAGCUAAGCAACAAAGUAUUCUAGCAGACGACGUCGAGGAUGAAUUCGCCGAGGAGCGCGACCUCGAGCCUACGGAUAUGACAGCACUCGAUGUCACUUAUGACGAAGAUGCUGAUGGAACCGACGAUCUUAUCGACCUAGGGGUUCAGGUCGGCCGCAUGCGCAUUACAGAACGAAUUGGUGGUCUGUCCAGACCAAGGAUUGCUGAAGAGAUCUCUGCCGGCAUAACCGGCGGUCCUCCCGGUGCAGGACCUCCUGGACCCCCUUCAAUGGGUGGUAUGGGAGGUAUGGGAGGUAUGGGCGGAAUGAUGGGCGCAAUGGGCGGGGCCGGUCGUGGCGGCCCGCCCCGUGGUGGACCACCACCUGGGUAUCCCGGCUUCCCCGGCCCACCUCCGGGCAUGGAUGCCAUGUCCACUGUUAGCGGAGGCUCCAACAACUCACUACCCGACUUCUUGAGACCCGGCGAAUCUUACAUCCCUCCUUCCAGCGGAUUUUUCUUUGGCCACACGGCCGAGGCCCAGUCAUUCGAAUCAUUAUUACCCACGAGAGAGGCUGGAGACCGUCUCAUUCAACAGUACUUUCAAGCCGUCCAUCCCAUCGCGAGGUGUGUACAUCGUCCAACAUUCGAGGUUGACUACCAAAACUUUUGGGACGAAAUUUACAACAAUUUCGAACCGCGGCCGUCGACUCAAGCCAUCAUGUUCGCCGCAUGGUUCAGUGCUGCAGUCAGUAUGGAUGAUGGGCUGGUGUACCGACUCUUCGGCGUAAGCAAAGCAUCGUUGAUCGAUAGGCUUAAGUCGGCCACCGAAGCAGCACUUGGAAAAGCCAAUUUCCUCCGGACCACGAGAGUCGAAACUAUGCAGGCUUUCAUCAUGUACAUGCUUCCGCUUUGCAGAGCAGAGGUAUCCCGAGCCCACUCCGUUCUGGUAGGCGCUGCUGUAAGGAUGGCUGAGUGCAUGGGUCUUCACAGGGACGGAGAGACGUACGGUCUCAAUCCUCUUGACACUCAUGUCAGAAGGCUCAUCUGGCAUCAGUUGUGCUUCCUUGAUAUUCGCACAUGUGAAGCACAGGGCCCACGGCCAGCAAUUCGAAGGGAGGAUUACGACACUAAACUCCCGCUAAACUGCGAAGAGAACGAAUUGCUUGCAACAGGACCGCCUCCUCAGCCGGCCGAAUAUUGGACUUCAACUUUGCCGUCUCUAAUCCGGUUUGAAAGCAACGAAAUGAUGCGUAUCAUCUGGCUGGACCGUCGCAGGUUGGAAAGCCGUCGGACCACCCUGGCCGCAGUUCUCACGAAGAUUGAGAACUUUCGAAAGCGCAUGCUGGACAAGUAUGAGCGUUUCCUUGACGGAGACGUGCCCAUUCAACGGUACGCCAAGUUGGUGAUGCACCUGCUCCUCUACCGCCUUUAUGCCAUGGUCCUCCAUCCUUAUCACGCCAACGCCAAUAGCCCUAUGCCGCACCGUCUCAACAACAUUCUUAUCAUGUCAGGCAUUAUGAUCAUCGAAAUUUCAAUACAGCUUGAGACCGACACUCCUUUCCAUGAGUGGGCUUGGUAUCUCGGAGCGUACCAGCAGUUCCAGAUUGCCCUGCUUCUUGCUACAGAAGUAUACUACCGGCCACAGAGCCGUGAGGCUCCUCGUAUCUGGGCUUGCCUGGACUACGUUUUCCAAACGGAUCGUAACUUGCCUCCUGAGGUCAAGGGCUUGCAAAUCCUGGGCGAGAUUAUGAGCAAAACUUCUAUAUACCAGGGUAUGCGGAAGAUGCGGGCACCAACCGGAACCUCACGGGCUGCACCUAGUAAGAAUGCCGUGGGUGUCAAGAGCAGCCCGGGGCCGUCGAUGCAUCCAUCUCCCCAACAGUAUCAGCAAAACCUGCCGAUGGGUCUCAAAUCAGAACCUGGUAUCUCCAACAGUCUACAACCACCGACACCUGUCAGUGGUGCCGGCUCUCCGGGUAUGGGAUCGCCAGGAGGCCCUCCGGGGGGCCAGAUGGGUGUUCCUCCUCCCAACAUUGUCUUCGCGGGUGUUUCCAACGGAGAAGCUCUGUGGAGUGUGCAGCCAGUGACUGCCGAGAGUCCAGAGAGCAGUUGCGAUGGCGCUAGCGUUGCUGGACACAGAACAACACAGGCUCCUAUGACCAUGGUGAACUCGCUUGAGGGCGUAGACUGGGAUAUUAUCAACAGCCUUUUCCCCCACGAUCCGACGACCGGCGAACUGAAUAUCUCUGGUUUCCACGACCCUACUCUUGGGUUAAAUGGUUUCCACUGGGGACAACGAUAA
Molecule: messenger RNA, 2859 nt
Organism: Colletotrichum truncatum
Lineage: Eukaryota; Fungi; Ascomycota; Sordariomycetes; Glomerellales; Glomerellaceae
Product: fungal specific transcription factor domain-containing protein
Biological process (GO): DNA-templated transcription; regulation of DNA-templated transcription
Molecular function (GO): zinc ion binding; DNA binding; DNA-binding transcription factor activity, RNA polymerase II-specific
Source: RefSeq, a predicted model, not a curated record